AUGGAAACUUUUCCUGAGGUCGCUAGUGCUGCUCUCCAGGCUUUCUCUGGCCUUCUUGCCCAACAGCCAUUUCCUCUCUCUGCUGAAAGACUCUGUUACCUGCUAACCUGCAACAUGUUCAUUGUGGAUCGGGCCGCUGUACUUACCCGUCAGCAUGUACAACCUCCAAGUGGCCCUCCGACAGCAGCAAGCACUACUGUUGGCAUAAGUAGUCUCACUUUGGCCGAUAAAAAUAAGGAGUAA
Protopolystoma xenopodis is the source of this 243-nucleotide messenger RNA. Lineage: Eukaryota; Metazoa; Platyhelminthes; Monogenea; Polystomatidea; Polystomatidae. The record is from the annotation of a GenBank genome assembly.